Molecule: messenger RNA, 1243 nt
Organism: Limulus polyphemus (Atlantic horseshoe crab)
Lineage: Eukaryota; Metazoa; Arthropoda; Merostomata; Xiphosura; Limulidae
Product: baculoviral IAP repeat-containing protein 7-like
Exons: 4
Biological process (GO): regulation of cell cycle; positive regulation of protein ubiquitination; negative regulation of apoptotic process
Cellular component (GO): cytoplasm; nucleus
Molecular function (GO): ubiquitin protein ligase activity; cysteine-type endopeptidase inhibitor activity involved in apoptotic process
Source: RefSeq, a predicted model, not a curated record
GAAUUAAAGAUCACACAAAGUGUUUCUACUGUGAUGGAGGACUUUGUAGCUGGGAACCAGGGGAUGACCCAUGGACUGAACAUGCAAAGUGGUUUUGCAAUUGUGGUUUUGUUCGAAUUAACAAGGGUGAUGACUUUAUAAAGAAAUGUUUCUCAGAAUCAAAACCUCUCCAAAAUAUGGCCAGACCCAAUUCUUCAAAUGGAAUUAUAUCUGAAAAUGACAUAGUUGAUAGAUUGAUGCAGUCUACUAUGAUCAAGUCCAUUCUGCAGGAAAGCCUGUUUGAUGCUAACGAGGUUCGAUUUGCCCUUAACCGCCAGGUGCAAGAGACUGGAAUGGGAUUUUCAACUUUGGAUGAUUUGUGUGAAGCAGUCUUGAGCUACAGACAACUACAUUCUGGAAAAUCAAGUGAAACAAAGGAGACUGGUAGUAGUAAAGAAAAAUGUACAGCAGUUUCAUCUCUUUGGGGUUCUUCUCCUCGUACAGAGGUAUCUGGAAAAGAUGAAUUGCAAGGAAAGAAGGAGAGAAAGGUUUAUCAUUCAAAACCUAAUGCUGAUAUAACUAUAGAAGAAGAAAAUGAAAAGUUAAAGGAGCAGCAACUAUGUAAGAUUUGCAUGGAUCGUGAGCUAGGAGCUGUUUUUUUACCAUGUGGACAUCUUUUAACCUGCCCUCAAUGUGCCCCAGCUCUCAAGAUUUGUCCUCUCUGCCGGAGAGAAAUAACAGGAAUCGUUAGAACUUUUUUCUCAUAGACAGAAGUUUGUGACUGCUUUUUGUGUAUAUUUAGCAAAAGUAGAUGGAAAUAUAAAACUUAGUUAAGACUUAAUGUUUGCAGUCAUUCAAGUUGUAAUAAACCAUGGCAUUACUCUACUAGAUCAUGGUGAAAAAACAAUAAUUAAAGAUGGAAUUUUUGUGAGAAUAAAUUAAACCUGUUAUUCUACAAUUUAAAAUGAACUUUUAAAUUCUCUAUCUUUUACAAUAAAGUAUUUUUUAAUUGCAACUAACUGGUGGUUGUUGUUUUUAUGAUGGGAAAUUGUAAUAGAGUUUUUAAGUUUUAGUUAUUUAGUUUUUACUUUUAAUUCUAAAUUUCAAUUCAUAAGCUGUAGAAAAGAUAAGUUAGCUUAAAUUCCUGAGUAAAAUGUAUGUUGUUGUCGUGUCUGUAAAGUAUGCAUUCAGAAUUAUAUGUUGCUGUAUUAAUCUGGAUUUUGUACAAGCUCAAGAUUCUUGUCACCAGGUGGUUAAGAUUAUU